AGAAGGAAAAAGAAAAUUCAUUCCAAAAAAUCAAAUUUAGAAAUGGCGGUAAACAACGAAAACUGGGAUUGUAUGCUUUUGCGAGUAAAAAGACUAAGCAAAGAGGCUGUGGUACCCCAGCGAGGUUCAAAACUCGCUGCAGGAUAUGACAUUUGUUCAUCAGAAGACUGUAUUGUUCCAGCUCGAAGUCGAUACUGUGUUAAAACUGACCUGGCAGUGGCGAUACCUUCAGGUCACUACGGAAGAGUUGCUCCUAGAUCAGGAUUAGCACUCAAGCACGGAAUAGACGUUGGAGCAGGUGUUAUAGAUGAAGACUAUCGUGGAAGUCUUGGAAUCAUUUUAUUUAACCACUCUGAUCAGGAUUUUCACAUAUCAAAGGGAAACAGAAUAGCUCAACUCAUCUUGGAAAAAAUAUCGACACCUGAAGUUGUUGAAGUGAAUAGUCUAGAUAAUACUGGUAGAGGUUCGAACGGGUUUGGCUCAACUGGUUGCUAAAGCUUGGAAAUGCCGUAAACAUUUAUUUGCCCAUUCCACAAUAAAAGCAAAUACUUGUUU
Galdieria sulphuraria is the source of this 555-nucleotide messenger RNA. Its product is annotated as dUTP pyrophosphatase. Gene Ontology annotation, biological process: dUMP biosynthetic process; dUTP catabolic process. Bases 43 to 495 code for a protein of 150 amino acids. Gene Ontology annotation, molecular function: magnesium ion binding; dUTP diphosphatase activity. Lineage: Eukaryota; Rhodophyta; Bangiophyceae; Galdieriales; Galdieriaceae. The transcript is spliced from 3 exons. The record is from RefSeq and is a predicted model, not a curated record.